AUGGCGACAUCCUCUUACCCCAUCUUCGGAUCUCAAAACCCUCGCACCCAAGUUGCCCUUCAUGCAGGGUUGAAAAUGGGACAAACAAUGGGAAUGAUAGUACCUCCCAUAUACCUCUUAACUCUGGCAGUCCGGAAGAGACCUUUCAGCAUAAGAAGGUUGAUGAAUGUAACGACUACUUGGGUCGGUAUCGGGUCCAUCGGUUUGGGAGGAUUAGGGUGGGCUCGGAUGGGGUCUCAAAGUGAGGAAGCUAUUUUUGAUAGGUGUGAGAGAUUGAAAUACAAUCAAGGUCAACUGAGAUGUGACGAUUAUUCAAUCAUAGGAGCUUCCUUAGGAGCCAUCGUCACCCCCGCUAUACUUCUCCGUAGGGCACCAUUACCAACAUUAGUGUUCGGUGGUGCCAGUUUGGGUUUAGGAAUGGGAACUUUGACACAUAUUAUCAAAAGUUUCACAGAAGGUGAAGAUGUCAGACCUGAAGGAAUGGUACGUUCUCCGUUCCCUCGUCCAGCUUAG
Messenger RNA from Tremella mesenterica DSM 1558, 513 nucleotides. RefSeq lists its product as uncharacterized. The record is from RefSeq and is a predicted model, not a curated record. Lineage: Eukaryota; Fungi; Basidiomycota; Tremellomycetes; Tremellales; Tremellaceae. Bases 1 to 513 code for a protein of 170 amino acids. The transcript is spliced from 2 exons.